Messenger RNA from Lepus europaeus (European hare), 2607 nucleotides. RefSeq names its product RAB44, member RAS oncogene family (gene RAB44). Gene Ontology annotation, molecular function: GTP binding; calcium ion binding; GTPase activity. The record is from RefSeq and is a predicted model, not a curated record. NCBI's taxonomy places the organism in Eukaryota, Metazoa, Chordata, Mammalia, Lagomorpha, Leporidae.
AUGGAGAGUGGACAGAGGGUGUCGCGGAGAGGCCGCAAGCUGGGCUCCAGUCGCCGGCAGCAGAUGAGAGAGCCGGCCGACGGCCAGGACGCCCCAGUGGCCCCAGAGCCCCUGUCCUGGUCCGCUCAGGCACAAGAAGAGCUGCAGGAUUUCUUCCAGAACUGUGGGGCCAAGGAGAGGGGUUUUGUCACCCGCCAGGACCUGGAGGUAGCCAAGUUCAGCUUCCUGGGCAGCGAGGACGAGCUGGAGAUGAUCUUCAACUGGGUGGACGUGGAGCGGAAGGGACGCCUCUCUCUUGAGGAAUUCAGCUCUGGACUCAAAAACAUCUUUGGCUCCAGCCUGAGCACCCACAGGCUCCGGAGGCGGAGGCCACGGCCCGCUAAGAGGUUACCCACAGCCACCAGCUUCCUGGAGCUGGAGGAGGCCGACGCCGAGGAGAGAGAGGCCUUCCUCACCUUCAUGGAGCAGCUGGGGACUGGCCCCUUCCUUCCCGAGCAGGCAGAGAUCUGGCGGCUGUGGAGGAAGCUGCGGCAGGAGGAGCCCCAGCUGGCAGGCAACCUGGAGGGCUUCCUGGCCAGGAUGAGCAGCCGCCUGCAGGAGGUGCAGGCCAGCAAGGAGGCGCUGGAGCUGACCCUGAGGAAGUGUGACUCUGACCACCACCGCGAGGUGCAGCGGCUUUACGAGGAAAUGGAGCAGCAGAUCGUCCAAGAGAGGCAGCAGCUGCAGGCCGAGGUGGGCUCCCUGCCUCGACUCCGGGGCCUGGCCCUCAGCUCCCAGGUGCACGAUGUCCUGGCGGCCAAAGAACUCAAGGCGCAGCAGCUGGCCGCCGGCCACAGGGAGCUGGAGGCCCAGCUCCAACGCCUUAGCAGCACCCAGCAGGAGGCCAGCGCCGAGAACCUACAGCUUCGGGAGGCCGAGCGGGACCUGGCCGGGCGGCUGGAGGAGGUGCGGGGGCAGCUGCAGGUGACCAGGGGGCACCUGGCCUCCGCCAGGGGCCGAGUGUCCUGGCAGACAGAGGACCAACCAAGUGUCCCCAGCACGAGGGAAAAGGUCCCGGAUCCUCCAGCCACCGCCCCCGAGGAGGCCCCCCUGCCUGAGUUGUUUGGGGACAAUGAUGACUGGGACCAGCUCCUGAGCGGCUUCCGCAGCCCUCCACACGGGGCUCUGCAGCUCACCUGGAGCCCGCCCCCCCACCCCGAGAGCGCCUCAGGCCCCCAGACGCCCCGCGUGGUCAGACAGAUCUCCAUCUCAGAGCCACAAGCCCUGCCAUCUGCGCAGGAGCCAGCUGCACGUUCAGAUGGGGCUCCAAGCCUCCUCCCUGGGGUGCUCGCCCUGGCCAAGGACAGGGAAGGGGUGGAGCAUGGUGGACGGGACAUUGGCCCAGAGCCACUAGUCCAGGCUCAGAGCCUGGAGCCCACGUUCAAGCCAGGGCCCCCAGCAGAGGCCCAUUUCCUCUAUGAACCCCCAGGAGCCCCAGGCGGGGAGUCACAGAGCCUGGAGGCAGCGGCACUGCGCAUGCUCAUGCCCCUGGAGGCUGAGCCCCCUCCCCAAGGUCUGGAAGAGGAACCCAGAGAGGAGGAGGAGGAGAUAAAAGGAGUGGGGGGUGGCAGCCGGUCCCCGGGCUCAGCGCAGGCACUUGAGGCUCCUGGCCUGCCGCUGGGGCCUGGGGAGCAGUCCCAGGACAGAGCCCUGCCUGCCCCUCUCCCGUUGCAUACAGCACCGGCUCGAGCAGGAACAGAAGCCCCUGGUCCUGGCAAACCGCCCCCUGCCAGUGGUCCCCCUCCCAUGGCUCUGCCCAGGGCCGCAGCAGGGCCUCAGGGGCCCACACAGACCUUCCCCUCUGUGCCGGAGCCAGGAGCCCGACCCAGGCCCCCAGCCACAAAUGCUCACCAAGAAGGAUGGCCAGGCUCCCCUAGAUCCCGGGAGGCCAGGGCAGAGGGCCGGCCUGAAGAUCCAGGAACGGACUCUGGGGAGGCUGGGCAGCUCCUGGCCCUGGGGGACCACAGGCCUGGCGAACCCCUGGCCUGCCCUGACUAUGUCUUCCAUGUCAUCUUCCUGGGAGACUCUGGUGUGGGCAAAACAUCCUUCCUGCACCUGCUGCACCACAACAGCUUUGCCAGUGGCCCGACUGCAACUGUGGGAGUGGAUUUUCGGGUCAAAACCCUGCUGGUGGACAACAAGUGGUUUGCACUGCAGCUCUGGGACACGGCUGGCCAGGAGAGGUACCACAGCCUGACGCGGCAGCUGCUGCGCAAGGCCGACGGAGUCGUCCUCAUGUACGACCUCACCUCCCAGAGCAGCUUUGCCCGCGUGCGCUACUGGCUGCACUGUCUCCAGGACGCCGGGGCGGACGGGGUGGCUGUCCUCCUCCUGGGAAACAAGACGGACUGCGAGGAGGUGCGGCAGGUGCCUACCGAAGCUGGGCGGCACCUGGCCCAGGAGCUGGGGGUCUCCUUUGGGGAGUGCAGCGCUGCCCUGGGUCACAACAUCUUGGAGCCCAUGGUGAGCCUGGCCAGGUCCCUGAGGGUGCAGGAAGACCGCCUGAAACGCUCGCUGGUGGACGUGGUCCCCAAGAGGCCACCCAAGAGAGCCGGCUGCUGCUCCUGA